Messenger RNA from Eurytemora carolleeae, 595 nucleotides. Its product is annotated as aryl-hydrocarbon-interacting protein-like 1. The record is from RefSeq and is a predicted model, not a curated record. Gene Ontology annotation, cellular component: cytosol; nascent polypeptide-associated complex. Gene Ontology annotation, molecular function: peptidyl-prolyl cis-trans isomerase activity. NCBI's taxonomy places the organism in Eukaryota, Metazoa, Arthropoda, Copepoda, Calanoida, Temoridae. Bases 10 to 579 code for a protein of 189 amino acids. The transcript has 7 exons.
GCAGAAAAUAUGGCGGAUCCUGAUUUACCAAUACAGAAGAAGAUAUUGCACUCAGGACGAGGAGAUAUACCUGAGUAUACUGAUGGGACGAAGGUCAAGUUCCACUUUGUCACUAAGUUAAUGAAUGAAAACCAGCAUAUUCUAGAUGAUUCUAGAAAAUGGGAGAAACCAAUGGAACUAAUUUUUGGGAAAAAAUUCAAGUUGGAGAGCUGGGAGAUGUCAAUCAAAACAAUGAGAGUCGGAGAAGUGGCAUCUUUCAAAACCAAGAAAGUAUACACCCACUCCUAUCCCCUGGUUGCUAAAACCCUACGGGAUACAUUCGGACCCAAGAAACCUGGACACCAACACAGUCAUAAGUCCUCCCAUGUAUGUGGUAUGGCGAUGGCAGCUGGUGGGCUCGGAUAUGAUGAUUUAAAUGAACUAAUGAAGUCUCCGGAAGAUUUAGAGUUUGUGAUAGAAUUGAUUUCAGUGGAAGCAGAAUAUGAAAAGGAAUCCUGGCAGAUGGAUGCAGAUGAGAAAUUAGACUCAGUUCCUGCUCUCAAGGAAGCUGGCAACAAAUUGUUUAAGGUUAGAAAAUAGAUCACAGUCAACAAGU